Molecule: messenger RNA, 3018 nt
Organism: Ictidomys tridecemlineatus (thirteen-lined ground squirrel)
Lineage: Eukaryota; Metazoa; Chordata; Mammalia; Rodentia; Sciuridae
Gene: Mtpap
Product: mitochondrial poly(A) polymerase
Biological process (GO): RNA 3'-end processing
Cellular component (GO): mitochondrion
Molecular function (GO): poly(A) RNA polymerase activity
Source: RefSeq, a predicted model, not a curated record
UUUGAAAGUAUUUUUAUGUGCUCUUUGAGAUCUUCCAUACCUGUGGACUAGCUAUGGAAGAAAUUAUUUACUACAUUUUAUAAUUGAAAAGACAGACUAGUUCAGCUGGCUUGUUCAGUCCUUCUCCAUUUACAUAUGGCACAGAUUAAAGUAAAACCCACUUUUGAUUUCAGAGCUUUCCUCUUCACUUAGUGGCUAGAGAAUAAGAGUGUUAUUCAGAAUUCUUUUGAAUGCAGGUGGCAAAACUUAACUCAAGUUAACUCAUUAAUUCCCAUGGUCCUAGAUGUGGGAUACCUGUAAAACUUUAAAUUGAGAGCAAAUAUACCAUCAUGGUAACUUUUGAAAUAAAGGCUGUACUUUUAGAGUUCUGUUAUUUUGAAAAAUAGGUGUUUGAAAUGCAUAUAUGUAUACAUGUAUAUAUGUUUAUAUGUAAGGGAUGCCUAAGCUGGAGAUUAUGAUUUCCAGCCUAUUUUAAUGCACCUGUGUCAACUUCAUUGACAUUCACAGAAUUGAAAGCUUGGGACUUAAUGGGUUAAUGGGUUAAGUAGAAUAGAGAAGAUAUACCAACCCAGGUAAUCCAGCUCCAGAAACACGUUUUUAUUGCUUUAAGGUCUGUUUGAUUAAUGUAGUCAGUGUGAGCCUCAUCAGGUAUUAUUUGGUGGCCUUGUAAUUUCAGAUUCUUCUGCAUGGGGUUUUUAUGGUGGGGAUGAUAAUCGGCAACUCUGUUCACAUGCUUGCAGCUUUCUCCAAAAGAAAAAGUAACCUUUUACCUGAAUUUGACAAAUUCCAUGAAAGAGCUUUCCAUUGAUGAUAUGCCCACCCUUUGGACCAAAAGGAAGUUUCCAGAAAUUGCCUGGCUCUGAAGACAGGAGUCCCAAAAAGAGAUUCACUGAGGUGCAAAAAGAAAGACGAGAACAGGCACAGCGAACUGUUUUAAUUCAUUGCCCAAAUAAAAUCAGUGAAAAAAAGUUUCUCAAGUAUUUAUCCCAACAUGGACCUAUUAAUAAUCACUUCUUCUAUGAGAGCUUUGGCCUCUAUGCUGUUGUAGAAUUUUGCCAAAAAGAAAGUAUACAUUCACUGAAGAAUGGAACUCACACUCCGAGCAUGGUCACAGAGGCUGCAAUUCCAUUCAGGUCACGUUUCUUCAAUUUAAAGCUAAAGAAUCCAUCAAACCAGACUUCUGAACGGCCAUAUAUACAGUCAAGUAAUCAGUUGCCUCCUUCGAGCAAGAAGCUUUUUGAAUUACUUUGUAAUGCAGAAAGUAUAGAUGAUCAGUUAAACACUCUCCUGAAGGAAUUCCAGCUAACAGAGGAAAACACCAGGCUCCGGUACCUCACCUGUUCUCUUAUUGAGGACAUUGCGGCUGCAUAUUUUCCAGACUGUACAGUCAGACCAUUUGGCUCUUCAGUGAACACUUUUGGGAAAUUGGGAUGUGAUUUGGACAUGUUUUUGGAUUUAGAUGAAAUUGGAAAACUCAGCACUCAUAAGAACAUAGGAAAUUUUUUGGUGGAAUUUCAAGUGAAAAAUGUUCCUUCAGAAAGAAUUGCAACUCAGAAGAUCCUUUCUGUGAUAGGAGAAUGCCUUGACCACUUUGGCCCCAGUUGUGUGGGUGUACAAAAAAUAUUAAAUGCUCGGUGUCCGCUUGUGAGAUUCUCCCACCAGGCCUCUGGAUUUCAGUGUGAUUUGACUACUAACAAUAGGAUUGCCUUGAAAAGUUCUGAACUCCUUUAUAUCUAUGGUGCCUUGGAUUCAAGAGUAAGAGCCUUGGUGUUCAGUGUGCGAUGUUGGGCUCGAGCACAUUCCUUAACGACUAGUAUUCCUGGUGCUUGGAUUACAAAUUUCUCUCUUACAAUGAUGGUCAUCUUUUUUCUCCAGCAAAGAUCACCCCCUAUACUUCCAACACUAGAUUCCCUAAAAACCCUAGCAGAUGCAGAAGAUAAAUGUAUAAUAGAAGGCAACAACUGUACAUUUAUUCGUGACUUGAAUAAAAUUAAACCUUCAGAAAACACAGAAACAUUAGAAAUACUACUGAAGGAAUUUUUUGAAUAUUUUGGAAAUUUCACUUUCAAUAAGAAUUCCAUAAAUAUUCGACAGGGAAGAGAACAAAACAAACCCGAUUCUUCUCCUCUUCAUAUUCAGAACCCUUUUGAAACUUCUCUCAACAUUAGCAAAAAUGUAAGUCAAAGUCAGCUACAGAAAUUUGUAGAUUUGGCCAGAGAAAGUGCUUGGAUUUUACAAGAGGAAGAUAAAGAUCGACCUUCUCCAUCAAGUAACCAGCCCUGGGGGCUGGCAGCCCUACUACUGUCAUCCAUCACAAAUAGUAAGUCUCUUGCCAAGAAGAAAAAUAAAAGGCCUGCGAGUGAAAGAAUUAGAAACUUGUUAGACUCCAUAAAAAGUAACAGUACAGAAAAUGCCACAACUGCCAAUGGGAAAAGAACAAUUAGUACUCAUACAUAAUGGCUGCUGCUUUGCUUUCUGUGGACUACCGGGAAGAACAGAUGUGACAGUUGACAGAUCUCAUCUUUUGUCAUUCCUUUUCACAGCCUUUAUCACUUGCUCCCUUAACUUUGUGGGAUGUUUUCUGUCUGACCAAGCAGAUACUAAGGUGGCAUUUUAUUACAACAUUGACUACAAGGAAUGGACAAAAGAAGAUUGGAAUAUACUUGACUAAAUAAACUAUACAAAUUGAAUAGUAAAAAUGAGUUUUAGAAUCUAGCUAUUUAAAAGGACUUCUAGGUAUAUAUGUAUGGAAUGAAUACAAUAAAGCUUCAGAAUUUGGGAGUGCCCUUUAAUAUGUAUUUUUUAUAUUUCAAGCAACAAAGUACUCUUAUUCACAUAUAAAUUAAAAGUUGAUACUGAUAUCCAAGAAUAUUUGUGUUUUUUUAAACAUUAACCCAACCUAAACACUGUGGUCAUUACAUUCAAGGUGUUCCAAAUCAAAUAUAUAAAAAUAUUGUGAUAUUUUAAAUAAUAUUUAGUUUUUCUGUUUCAAAAAAUAAAAUUCUGUUUCUACUAAAA